AUGACCGUCAACAAGACGUUCGACGAGUAUGUGUGCUCCAUCGGAUUUCAAGUAUCGGACUUCGACCCAUGUCUCUACAUCAAGACUUCGGACGGCCAUUGCGUGUUUAUACUGGUCUACGUGGACGACGUCUUGGUGACUGGAAGCUCACUCGAGCUGAUUGCACAAACCAAGAACGACCUGAAGACGCGGUUCGAAAUGACGGACAGCGGCAAGUGUGCGUUUGUUCUUGGGAUCGAGCUUUUGGACGGUGAAGAUGGCAGUGUGACACUAUGUCAGCGUCGGUAUGUCGAUGAUAUCCUCAAGCGCUUUGGCAUGGAUGAUUGCAAGGCAGUCGCAAGUCCAGUCGACAUGAGCUCUCAACUUGUUUCAAGUGAUGCAACUACCAAGGUCGAUGCUCCUUUUCGCGAAGCUGUUGGUGCGUUGAUGCACCUGACCACUGCAACGCGUCCGGACAUUGCGUUUGCUGUGGGCUAUGUGUCGCGGUUCAUGGAAAAUCCCCAAGAAGAACACUGGGUUGCAGUUAAGCGUAUCUUUCGCUACCUACAAGGCACCAAGACGCAUGGAAUUUGCUACAAGCCAAGUGCAAGGAUCGACUUCCGUGGAUAUUCGGAUGCGGAUUGGGCUGGUGAUCUUACCGACCGCAAGUCAACAUCGGGGUACACGUUCAUGCUACUCGUUGCGCCAGUCAGUUGGGGCAGCAAGAAGCAGCCAAGUGUUUCGUUGUCCACGAGCGAAGCCGAAUACAUCGCACUCAGCUUGGCAAUUCAAGAGGGCAAGUGGAUUCAUCGUCUGCUUUGUGAGAUCGUGAUGGCUGCCAAUGAAGAAGGACCGGAACUCAUGAUCCAUGAAGACAAUCAGUCGUGUAUCAAGAUGACGAAGAACCCAGUCAACCACGGCCGUGCCAAGCACAUUGAUAUCAAGUACCAUCACAUCCGUGAUGAGGUCAAGCGCGGUGAAGUGAAGCUCAAGUACUGUGAAACUGCGGUGAUGUUAGCGGACAUCAUGACGAAGGGACUUCAUGGACCACGCCACAAGGAGAUGACGACGGCUCUCGGGAUUCGUGAGCAUUCGGAUUGA
Messenger RNA from Peronospora matthiolae, 1080 nucleotides. NCBI's taxonomy places the organism in Eukaryota, Oomycota, Peronosporomycetes, Peronosporales, Peronosporaceae. The record is from the annotation of a GenBank genome assembly.